AUGUCGUCGAAGAAGGUGCUGGGAGAAUCGGAUCUCAUAUUCUCUUCGGCGUCAUUCGCAUUGAAAAAUGCUUUGGGCGAAUUGAAACGGAACCAUCAAUCCGUCGGGAAACGUUUGCGGUCGAUAUAUUCUGACGCCACAUUUGUACAGAGCGUUGCAGACGCCUACAAUCUACCUCUUGUAGCGAACGAAAGGUGCGGUAGCUGGUACAUCCCACAAGAUGCAUCUGUAGGAUUCGCCCAUUCCAAGAAAGGCAGUGCCUAUUUCAAGUCCACGGAUGGGCAUUUUGGCCAGUGGUCAUUCAGCCUCCGCCGCUUGAAUUUGCAGGUACUCGAUCUGAUUGGCCAACAUGGAGGUUGCAUCAUAGUUGAUUCCACCCGCAAAGGGAAGAGCAUGCCCGAUGCACUCUCGAAAACGGUUCCGAUAUGGGCGACGACUUUGAAUCGUCUAUUGUUUCCGGAUGAGCGUGACUUCCACAGUCUACAAGUUCCAGGAAAUGUCGUUUCCGCUUCCGAGGCGCAGCAGAUUGAUCUACGUAUCGACGGCUUCCUUACUCAACUCGGAACGCUCGAGCUUGACAUUGUUGCACUGCGAGCUCAACUACAGGAGCGGCCCAUGAGAUGUGUGUGGCAGAGGCCAGGAGAUAUCACAAGCUCCGACGGGUGCGAUCGCAGCAGACACAACACAAUCGUCCUCUGCACAGCCUCAAAUUUUACCAGCACGGAAGCCUCUACUGAUCUGAAUUACAUCCAAGGCGCAGCGGAUGACCACGAGACAUGGAGUCUCGGGCUUGAUGCUGCAAGUUUCUGGACUCAUUGUGAACGCUUCUUGAAUAGUGCCGAGCAAGAUCUUCCGGAGCUCGUAGCCACUGUGAUGGCAGAAUCGCCUCACAGCCGUGUGGUCAACCCGCCAGUAUUGAUCAAGCCUACAAAGAUGCUGUGGCUUGGUGACGAAGCCUCCGCUGAUGUUCACGCCUCUGACUUUGAUCUCGUCAUUUCGUGCACCAUGAGCCCACAAGACGCCUUAGCGAAGCAAUUCAAGAAACGAUACUUGUGUCUCCCGUGCACGACAGGCAAACUUGGGAGCCGUCAACUCCGUACCGAGCUAUCUAGAAUUGAGGAACUAUCUGAGCUGGGAAAUUUCAAGAUAGAGCCAUCGCCUCAGAAAAUUCUGGUCACUUGUCCCAGCGGCACGGAUCUGGCGGUUGGAAUAGCUUUGGCCAUUGUGUGUCGUUUCGGGACGGAGACGGGCUCCCUCGAUCUUAAUCAGGCAGCACCGCGCAUCAACAAAGAUAUAAUCAAACAUCGUUUGAGUUGGAUAAUGAUCUCGGCGCCACACGUCAAACCAAGCAGAGCUACCCUGCAAAGCGUUAAUGCAUUUCUGAUGAGCGAUUAA
Messenger RNA from Dissoconium aciculare CBS 342.82, 1395 nucleotides. RefSeq names its product tRNA a64-2'-o-ribosylphosphate transferase. Gene Ontology annotation, biological process: charged-tRNA amino acid modification. Bases 1 to 1395 code for a protein of 464 amino acids. The record is from RefSeq and is a predicted model, not a curated record. The transcript is spliced from 2 exons. Gene Ontology annotation, cellular component: cytoplasm. Lineage: Eukaryota; Fungi; Ascomycota; Dothideomycetes; Mycosphaerellales; Dissoconiaceae. Gene Ontology annotation, molecular function: tRNA adenosine(64)-2'-O-ribosylphosphate transferase activity.